Messenger RNA from Biomphalaria glabrata, 2015 nucleotides. RefSeq names its product NF-kappa-B inhibitor-like protein 1. Gene Ontology annotation, biological process: canonical NF-kappaB signal transduction. The record is from RefSeq and is a predicted model, not a curated record. The coding region runs from base 321 to 1439 and encodes 372 amino acids. Gene Ontology annotation, molecular function: protein binding. The transcript is spliced from 5 exons. NCBI's taxonomy places the organism in Eukaryota, Metazoa, Mollusca, Gastropoda, Planorbidae.
AACUACUCUAACUCUCUACUACUCUAGAUUCUAGUCUAGUACUGUCUGAGUGUCUCUAGAGGUUAAGAGGUCUAUAUUCAUCAUUGACUAUAUUAUACUAAUUACUAAUAUUAUAGAUCUAGUCUAUAGAAUAGUAUCUAUUACUAUCAUCGCUAGGCUAGGGCACUCUAGUACUCUACUUGACUCUAGACUAGGGCUAGGAGGGGCUCUUAUAAAAAUAAAAAGAUCUAGACUCUACUCCAUCAUCUAGAUCUAGAUUAGAUUUCAUUUUAAUCUUAAAAUUAAGUUAAAAAAGAAAAGCCCUCAUUUUAAGAUCCAUCAUGGGUGUUCGAACAAAAUUGAAGUCAUUCAUUAAAGAUGACAGGCCUGUUACAUUGCAAAAUUAUGUAUCAUCUCAUGACGUGAAGUUGACUAAAGUCAAGUUCAGUCGACAAAGGAAUAUAGUGCAUUAUUGUUCAGAGAAAGGAUCACCAGAAAUGUUAAGAGUCAUUCUGAAACUUUGCCAUAAAGUAAACAUCCAAGACAAAGAUGGUAAUCUUCCUCUACAUCUGGCUUUGUACAGAGGUUUACAAGAAGAUGUUUUGGUAGCAAGAGAAACAUUAUUGGACAUUGUGACACCACUUUUACAAGCCUACAGCUUGGGACAGGAUGUGGAAAAUAAAUAUGGUGAAACUGGCUAUGAUUUGUUACAGAAACUAAAGAAAAAGAUUAAAUCUGCCGAUGCCCAAACUAAAAAGACUGUGAAUGAGACUCCCGAUAGUGAAGACGGCGAGGAUGAGAAGUGGAGAAAGAAGCUCGCAGAGGAAGCAGAAUUUGAAUAUGAAGAACAGUUACCUCGUUAUGACUGUGGAGAGGAAUAUGAAGAUACAUCAACAAAAGAAACAUUUGAUCAAUUUACUGAAAGAAUCAGAAAUGAACAUGCAGCUAAAGCAACGAGGGACCGGCAGCAUAUAUUUUGGAGAGACAGAAAGAGAAAGCUGGAGAGUGAUGACUCAAGUGAAAAAACAAAGAAGCCUCACAAAGAGAGCGAGGACGAGAAAUUAAAGGCUGCCAGGGAACAAAUGAAGAAGAAUUUCAAACCCGGUGUUGAGGUCAAGCUGAACAGAUAUAAAUCACAGAAGGAGAAUUAUGAAAGAAAGUUCAGCUACCUUCUUGGCCAUUUGGCGGGAAAAACAUUGACUUUUGGCUGUAUACCUUGGCCGUGUUUAGACCUGACUCUUCUUGGUGACAUUCUCUUCAGUGACUUUGAAGACAAACAAGGCCCUGACUAUCGUAAAUAUCUUCGCUCUCAGCAAGUACGUUGGCAUCCAGAUAAAUUUACCCAGAAAUUCAAGGACUAUAUGCAUCCUGAUCAUGUGACUAAGAUCAUGGGCAAGGUGAAGGCCAUUUCACAGUUUCUGAACAAACUAAGCUCAGAUUUACAUGACAAGGAGACAUAAUGCCAUUUUACAGUUUCUAGGAUGAUUUACAGAGAUAUAAGGCUAUUCUAAACCUCUAAACUAACCCAAACUUCAGAUUUACAUGACAUAGAGACAUAAAGCCAUCCUACGUUAUGCCAGGAAUGUUUCCCUAACAAUAUUUAUUUGUCAACUUUGAAAAUAAUAAAUUAUUUUAAAAAAAAGCUUGUUAAUGAAAAUCAUUUAUAUUAUCUCUUGUGAUUUUAUGGCUGUGUUGAACUUUAAAGUUACAACAAUUAAUUUUUUGUAGAUAAAUUUAACAUGAAGGUUAAUGUAUGCUCUAAAUGUCUUUUCUUCUUUAUAUCUACAAUCAGGAUCCUACCAUGUACACUGUAUAUUUAGUUUUGUAAAACCCUCAAGAUUAUUGUAUACCACAAAUAAAGUGGUGGUCUAUAUUUUUUUAUUCUCACAUGCUGGGUGUAGUACCUAUGGUUAGUGCCACCAAAGACAGUACUGUAGCUCUCACUAUGUCAUCAAAAUUUAUUUCUAUGGCUAAACUAUUUUCAGUAUUGAAAUUAAAAUAAAAUAAUUCAAUCUUUUGCCAGCCUCUGUAUAUUA